Messenger RNA from Aspergillus steynii IBT 23096, 1203 nucleotides. RefSeq names its product Zn(II)2Cys6 transcription factor domain-containing protein. Gene Ontology annotation, molecular function: zinc ion binding; DNA-binding transcription activator activity, RNA polymerase II-specific. The coding region runs from base 1 to 1203 and encodes 400 amino acids. The record is from RefSeq and is a predicted model, not a curated record. Gene Ontology annotation, biological process: regulation of transcription by RNA polymerase II. Lineage: Eukaryota; Fungi; Ascomycota; Eurotiomycetes; Eurotiales; Aspergillaceae. The transcript has 2 exons.
AUGGCUUUGCGUCGACCCCACCAGAAAUCCCGACAUGGCUGCAAAACCUGUAAGCGUCGACGAGUCAAGUGUGAUGAAGCACGGCCAACCUGUUCUAACUGCCAACACCGAAAAGAAACCUGCGACUAUGACACCGAAUCAUCCCUAAUUUGGGCCGGCGACAGGAAGCUGCGUCGACGAAAUCAAAGGCGGACAGAAACUCCAGAGCCCAGUCCGCCCGUCCAGUCCAGCUCAACCAGUGCUACGUUUGACCUACUGAAUCGAUUCGGCGCUGGUAACGACCCUACGGUUUCCUCGACGACGUUAAACAUGAACCAGCUUGAACUUAUCAUACAAUGGACCAACAAUACCCACCGAUUUUUCACGCGCAAUGGGGAAACAAGCCACGUAUGGAAGGAUUUGAUAGUCGAAGAAGCUUUUCAUGCUCCAUUCCUGAUGCACGGGGUCCUGGCGGUGUCUGCGCUGCAGCUUUCGCUCUCGAGACCAGAGCAACAGAAGGCCUUUUGGCUGGGAAUCGCCACCGCACACAAAGGCCAUGCGCUUCCACCAUUCCUGGCAAACUUCUCCGACAUCAAUUCGUCUAAUGCCAAGGCGAUGUUCGGGUUCGCGGGGUUGGUCGUUGCCUUUGCAUUUGGCUCGGCACUGACCGGAGGUUCCGACGCUGAUAAACCCAGUCUGGGCGCUUUGAACGAUGCUUUCAUCCUAUGUCGGGGCGUGCAGGAAAUAACGAAGGCUGCCUCGCAGUUUCUGCGAGAGAGUACCUUUGCACCUCUGCUCAAUCCUUCCCACCCCACUAUCACAAUUCCCCAUUCAACUACAGAGGCGCUGGACCACCUUGAGAACAUGAAUUCAACGGCUUGGCUCGGGGAACAACAUGACAUUGAGACAUAUGCACGCGUCAUCAAAGCGCUAAGAGACCUCGCGCCAUACACGUACAUUCAACCCACCUCCAUGACACUAGCAGUAGGCUGGGCAAUCAGAUCCCCGGCUCCAUAUCUCGACUAUUUGCAGAUCCAGGAGCCUUUUGCGCUAGUUGUCCAUGCUCACUACUGCGCUUUCCUCCAUUUUGCACGCGAGAACUGCUUUAUCCAGUCUUGGGGUAGUGCCGUACUCCGCGAUAUUUGGCAUAUAUUAGACUCAACUUGGAAAGAACAUAUUGACUGGCCUAUCAAUCAAGUAUUUGGCCAAGAGGGUGUACUAUGA